This is a messenger RNA of Stylophora pistillata, 1744 nucleotides long. Its product is annotated as histidine--tRNA ligase, cytoplasmic. Gene Ontology annotation, molecular function: ATP binding; histidine-tRNA ligase activity; RNA binding. Gene Ontology annotation, biological process: mitochondrial translation; histidyl-tRNA aminoacylation. NCBI's taxonomy places the organism in Eukaryota, Metazoa, Cnidaria, Anthozoa, Scleractinia, Pocilloporidae. The record is from RefSeq and is a predicted model, not a curated record. Gene Ontology annotation, cellular component: cytoplasm; cytosol; mitochondrion.
CUGAAAUACAGGAAGCAAUAAAAAAACAAGGAGAACAAAUAAGAAAAUUAAAACUUGAAGAACAGACAGAUGAAGUUAAAAGCAAGACAUUGUGAUGAUGUCCUCUAAAUUGUUGGGGAAUAUUUCUAUCAUUCCAAAAUUGUUGCGAGGUUGCUUGUUUUCCUGUUCUUACUGUCUAGAUAGCAAGAUAAAAGAAGAAACAGCUAAAUUAGUGGAACCCAAGAAGAAGAUUGAUAAUGAGCAAGGAAGCCAGAAAUUUGUUCUCAAGACACCAAAGGGAACUCGUGAUUAUGCACCAAAGCAAAUGGCUGUUAGAGCUAAAGCAUUUAAAGCUAUUAUUGGCUGUUUUGAAAGACAUGGAGCAGAACAGAUUGAUACACCAGUCUUUGAAAUGAAGGAAACUUUGACAGGGAAAUAUGGUGAGGACUCCAAGCUAAUCUAUGAUCUUGCAGACCAAGGAGGAGAGUUGUUAUCAUUGAGAUAUGACUUAACAGUACCAUUUGCAAGAUAUGUUGCUAUGAACAAGAUUGACAAAAUCAAAAGAUAUCACAUCGCCAAAGUGUAUCGUAGAGACAAUCCAGCCAUGACAAGUGGACGAUAUAGGGAAUUUUAUCAAUGUGAUAUUGACUUUGCUGGGAAGUAUGAUCCUAUGAUUCCUGAUGCAGAAUGUGUAAAGAUUGUAUCAGAAAUACUAACAGAUUUAAAACUUGGAGACUUCACAGUCAAGGUGAAUCAUCGUCAGUUGCUGGAUGGCAUGUUUGCUGUUUGUGGAGUACCCGAAGAGAAUUUUCGAUCAAUUUGUUCUGCUGUUGAUAAACUGGACAAGCUUCCUUGGGAAGAGGUGAAGGCAGAAAUGGUGGGAGAGAAGGGUCUGGAUCCCAGUGUGGCAGACAAGAUAGGAGAGUAUGUGAAGCCUAAGGGAGGAAUGGAACUAGUAGAAUCAUUGUCAGCAGAUGAAGCCCUCAGUAAAAACAAGAGUGCCAUGGCUGCAUUAGAUGACAUGAAACUUCUUCUCCAAUAUGUAGGAUUGUUUGAUAUCACAGAUAAGGUGUCAUUUGAUCUGAGUUUGGCAAGAGGGUUGGACUAUUACACAGGUGUCAUAUAUGAAGCAAUUUUAACAGGAAAACAACCAGAUUUAGGAAAAGCAGCCAAAGGUGAGCCUGUAGGAGUUGGGUCAGUGGCUGGUGGUGGUCGCUAUGACAACUUGGUUGGAAUGUUUGAUCCCAAAGGGAGGAAGGUGCCUUGCGUUGGAGUUAGUAUAGGAAUAGAGAGAAUAUUUUCCAUUCUUGAGGCUAAAGCUGAGGCCGAAGGUAAAGUGCGGACAACUAAAACUCAAGUAUUAGUGGCGUCAGGACAGAAAAAUCUCUUGACUGAACGAUUAACACUUGUCAACGAGCUAUGGCAGGCAGGAAUUAAGGCUGAACUACUCUACAAGAAGAAUCCUAAAAUGCUGAAUCAGUUUCAGUUCUGUGAAGAAAAUGGAGUCCCGUUUUGUGUGGUGAUUGGUGACAGGGAACUUCAGCAAGGAGUUGUAACUCUCAGAGACAUGGCUUCCAGAGAAGAGGCCCAAAUAAAGCGGAGAGAAUUAUGUCAUGAGAUCAAAACACGGUGCACAGCACUUGACGCAGAAUCAGAAUAAAAAGUGAACAACUUUGAAAAGACAUUGAAUUUCAAACAACGGCUUCAUUAAACACGAAAACUUACCAUAACAGCAAAUAAAUUGAAGAGUUUUAACAGGAAUGAA